Messenger RNA from Papilio polytes (common Mormon), 5935 nucleotides. It is a transcript of the gene GCC185, whose product is annotated as GRIP and coiled-coil domain-containing protein 2. The transcript is spliced from 15 exons. NCBI's taxonomy places the organism in Eukaryota, Metazoa, Arthropoda, Insecta, Lepidoptera, Papilionidae. The coding region runs from base 337 to 4698 and encodes 1453 amino acids. The record is from RefSeq and is a predicted model, not a curated record.
UGAUCAUAAAACAUAAUUUUUAUUUAACCUGAAAAUGUGGAAUAAAUAACUUUUGGUCUGGCAGCUGGCAGUUCGUCCAACUUGACUUUGAUCUUUGAUUAUUGAUUAUUGAUUAUAUUGUGACAUUUGUGAUUUGUGAGUUUGUAAUUAGUGACGUUGAAAAGGAAUUAUUUUAUUUAUUAAGUUGACAGCUAAAAUGCAAGUGGUAUAGUCAUCGGAACUUAAUUUCGAUAUUGCUCAAUAUCUAAACAGAACAAACAUGAUUUACGGAUGUAGUUUAUUUUAAAACAACAUCCGUUAAAUCUUAUGUCUUGAAAAUCCCUUGUAAGAUCAAGAAUGGAGAGUGAUAAAAAGAAUCCAGAUGGUGUUAAAAAGAAUCCUUUUGAUGAGUUAUCAAAAGAAGAACUAAUAACAAAAUGUAAAGGAUUACUUGCUAUAGCUCAAAAAGCUAAGCAGGCAAAGUCUGAAUUUCAAAAUCAAACUGAAACCUACAAACAGCAGUUAGAAAUAUGUGAAACUGAGAAGAAUACAUAUCUACAAAAUAAUAAGACAUUGCAAGAACUUGUUGAUUCUUUAACAGAACAAAAACUUAACUAUAUAACUGAGAUAGAUGAAGCACAGGCUAAAGUCAAGGCAUUGGGUGAAAAGUGCCAUAGCUUUGAAGAAGAUAUCAACAGGCUUAAAGCAGAUAUAAUUAUAAAGGAACAAAAUAUUGCUGACAUUUCUCAAAAGUUGUCAAAUUAUGAUAGUGAAAUUAUAUCGCUUAAAAGGCAAAAUAACCGUCUUGUGGAAGAAAAUGAACAACUUAUCACCCAGUUAUCUGAUAUGGAAGCAAGGAUUGCUGAGUUUAACAACAUUGGUCUGCAACAGAGAGAACAACUUGAAAUACUAGAACAAAAGUUUCAAUCAGAUGACUCUUCAGAGCUCAAAAUUAAAGAGCUCAAUGAAAAAAUUAAAGAGCUGGAACACAAUAUUAAAGUCAAAGUCUCCAGUUAUGAAGAAAAAGUUGUUGCGUUAGACAAUAAGGCGAAAGAAAUGACCAUCCUUUAUGAGUCUGAAAAAAAUAAAAAGGAAAAAGUCAAUGUUAAAUUGCGAAGUUAUAAAGAUAAGAUAUUAAAAUGUGCAGCUUGCAUAAGUCAAUUGCAGAAUUCAAGAUUUAUUUUGUCUAAAACAGUAAAGGAAUAUUCUGAAAAUGUUCCUAAAUGGCAAGAUGAAAUAAUUAAAGCAUCCAAAGUUCUUGAUAAACAAAUUAAUGAACUAAAUAAUAAAAAUGUAUCCCUUAAGGAUGAAAUUCUGGAUUUACGUAAUCAGUUAAUGGAUGCAAAAAGUAACUGUAAUUUUGUAGACCAUGAAAGAUUAAUGAACGAAUUAAGUGAAGAAAAUAAGGGUUUGAAAAAUAAAUUGUGCGAUUUGGAAAAACAAAUUAGUGAGUCAACGAAAACCAAUUUGAAAAAUAAAAAAAAAAACAACACCGUCAGUUUGAAGCAACACAAAUCAGUAAAGUCACAGCUGGAUGAAAGUGUGACAGAAAAUAAAAUAUUACAUGAAAAAGUAAAUGAGUUAACUAAAACAAUAAACAAAGUGAAUAAGGAAAAUGCAGAACUUACGGCAAAUGUUGAACUGCUUGAAGGUAAAAACUCAAGACUUGGUGAUAUUGUAGAUUGUGGUCUAAACGGUGGCACAAUUGAUAUGUUAAAGGCGGAAUUAAAUAAUCUGGAAACCGAAAGAACAAUUUUAAUAAAAGAAAAAAUAAUUAAUAGAGAUGUUGUUGCUGUAUUAGAAACUCAGAAUAAAAAUUAUGUAAUUGAGGUUGAUUCAAUGAAAGAAGAUAUAAGUAAAAAGGAAUCUCUUAUCGAAAAAUUGUCUCAAGAAAUUUCAACCCUAAAAGAAAACAAUAACACAGCAAAAGAUGCAGAAGUUAACCAAAUGGAAAAAACAAAACUGAUUUCUCUGCAAGAAAUGAAUGAUAAGCUCAAAAAAGAAUAUGAGGAUUUGCUCGACUUAAAUGGAUUAUUACGAGAAGAAGUAGAGACACUUAAAUUAUCUUUGGAACAACCGAAAGAUGAUAGUGAGCAUUUAUCAGACCUAAAUGUCUCCUUGCAAGCAGACAUUGUUAAGCUAGAAACGAAGUUGUCUGCUUACAAACAAGAAAAUGCGUCUCUUUUAACGGAAACGAAAGAAUUACGUGCCAAAGUAAUAAACUAUGACAACAUAAUUAGUGAAUGUGAGGAUUCAAAAUCUAAAUUACUUAGUUACAAAACAGAAAACACAGAAUUGUUAAAUGAAAUGAAAGAAAUAAAUGAGGUUCUCAAAGAACGCGGUGAAUCAAUAUCCAAAUUGCAAAAGGCAGUUUCUGAAAUGGAAAAACUUAUUGAAUCGUUGGAAAAAGAUAGAGAUGAGAUGAAAGAAGAGAGAGAGAACUUAGUACAGAAAAUUGAAACUUUAGAACGUGAUUUAAAAACAGCAAAUCAAGUUACAAGUCAAAACAGUGAUGACAUGAAAAAAAUUACACUAGAAAAAGACAAUGCAUCUCAAAUGCUACUUGAUAAAGAGAUCAUCAUUGCGAACUUGAAGGAAGAUGUUGAACGGUUGAAACAGCAGACAUUUACCUCUGCAUCGGAAUUGCCCGGUGAUGACAUGUCGACAUCCACAAUCUCCAAAGCCGAGGAACAUUCCAGAAUGAAGGACUUGGACGAGACUUUUGAGGACAAGUAUACGAAAUUAAGAAUGUUUGCACUUAAACUAAAGAGAAAAUUGAAAGAAGUUACAGCUCAGUUACAAAAUACGGAACAAGAAAAUGUAAGACUCAAAAAAAUGUUAGACGAAAGUGUUUGUGGGGAUCAAAAUAAAACGAUUGCUACAAGCAAUAGUGAUGAAAUAGAUGGUGCAAGUAAAACUGUCGAAAAAACCCAGGAAAUUGUCGAAUUGAAUGAAAAGGUUAAAUCUUUAAGUCACGCUUUGGACGUGUCUAAAAUUUCGUUGGAAAAAUUAAAAAGUUUUGAAGUGCAACUAGAGAGUAAAGAGCAACAGAUAAAUGCAGAGAAAGAAGCACAUAAAGCAACUAAAGAGCAAUUAGAAAAAGCUCUCCGAGAUGUGAAGAAGAAGAAUGUUCUAAGUCUUGAAAUGGAAGACUAUGAAAGAUCUAUGAAGGAUCUUACUACCAAGAUGGAAGAAAAUAAGAAAAAAAUUAUUCAAAUGGAAUCCACAAUAGACACGCAAGAAGGAACUAUUAAUGCCAUGAAGACGCAAAUUAAAUUACUGGAAGAACAAAUUAAAACAGAAGAAACCCAGAAUAGAUUAUUAAGGGAAGAAUUGCAUCAUGCCAUUGAAGAUGGAAAAGAAAAAGAAAACGUACUUAAUUCUAAGAAAGAUAUAAUAUCAAAAUUGAUGCAAGACUUGGAAGAUGAAAAAAGAAAAACUGAAGAAUCUGAAUUAGAAAUAACUGCACUUUUAAGUGAAAAGGAGAAAAUUAUAAUCAGUUUGGGAGAGGAAAAGACGGAAUUGAAUAAUAAAAUGAAAAGGCUAGAGUUCAAAUGUGCCGAUAUAAAUGAGAAGUUAAAGAUUACCAAUAUUGAAUUGGCUGAUUUAAAAACCGAGUACACAAGCUAUAAAGUGAGGGCUCAGGCUGUGCUGCGUCAGAACCAGACCGUGGACCACAGUCACGAGGAGCAGCUCAAGGAGGAGACCGCCGCGCUCCUCUCUCAGAUAGAAACCCUCACUGCUAAUUUCAAUACUUUACAAGCGCAGUACGCGGAGCAGAGCGCGGAGGCGGAGGCGGGGCGUAAGCGCGUGGCGGAGGCGGGCGCGGAGGCGGCGCGCGCGCACCAGCGCACCGCGCGCCUGCAGGCCGACCUCACGCGCCUCUCGCAACAGCUAGAGGCCGAGAGAGCGCAGCACAGGCUGCAGGUGUCGACUUUGACUCAGUGCUACAAGGUUCAGUUUGGCGAAUUGGAGAUGAAGCUGCAGAAAGAGGCGGACUCGUUGCGUGCGCAGCUCGCGGCCGCUGAGCAACGCCACCAGGCCGGCGUGGCCGACCGCGGCCCCGACAAGCCGUACAUGCUGCCCCUCAUACCUAAGGACGAAAGCGAUAGUGAAAUGGACUUCAAUGUCUCCAUGAUACCGAGGGAAGAAGGAGAGGGUUCAGAGUCCGCGUCGUCUCCGGUGUUGUCGAAGGCGUACUUCCCCGGCGGCGGGGGCGGGGGCGGUGGCGGUGAGGGCGGCGGCGCGGAGGGCAGGCGCUCGCCCGUGCCGCUGGAGCGGCUGCUGGAGGAGGGCGUGCCCGACGACGACGCGCUCGACGUCUCCGCGCUCGCACUCUCCCCGGAACAGGAGAUUGCCGAGCUGAGGCGGAAAUUACAAGGACAAAAGCAUAGGGUGAAGCACGUGACGGUGCUGCUGGCGGAGUCUGAGCGCGAGUGCGCGCGCAUGGCGCAGCUGAGCGAGCUGCUGAAGGGCGAGCUGCGCCGCGCGCGCGGUGACUCGGACCACGCGCACAACACUGAGUACCUCAAGAACGUCACCUUCAAGUUCCUCACGUUACCUCCGGGUGACGAGCGCACUCGCCUGAUCCCGGUGCUGCAGAAGAUCCUGUCCCUCACGCCGGAGGAGACACAGAAGAUACAGGCGGUUGCCAAAGGUCAAGAUCCAAAUACAAGUAAAGGCUGGGGAAGCUAUCUACCGUGGCCGGCGGCCAAAUAAGAAGUUCUUUACGUUACUUAGUGUUAGAAAGUUUAUUUAAAUAUCUGUGAUUUGAAUUUUUCGAGUUGAAGGAAUUGUUUUAGAUUACAUAUUGUGUUGAUGACAUUUUACUACUUUCUGAUAUUGAUGGAGGAAAUGAUAUUUAUUUCUAUAUUUAUAUUCACACUUUUUACGGUACCUUCUAAUAUGUGUGUUAUAAAAUUGUAGUAAACAUUCACAUAGCAAUUUAAAUAUUUUAACCAAAACAUUCCAAAUAUUAUUAUUAGUUUAUUCAAGAAUGUAUAAUAAAAACAAUAGUCGAAUUCAAUGGAAAUGAGAUAUAUUUUCACAUUUCACUGGCAGAAAUGUCAUUUAUUAUGGAAUUAUUUUGUAAAAGUUUUAAUAUUUUAAAUUGACGACACGAACAUGUCAUUUUUAUUGUCUGUAAUUACAUCUAUGUAAAGAAAACAUUUUUAGAUUGGUUAUUAUUUAUUGAAUUUCUCAUUUCUACUGAGUUCGAAUAUACAUUUGUGUAACAUUAUAUCCCCUAUAUAGAUCUUUUAUGUAUUUAUUACUAAAGGUAACAAUUUGGUUGCAAAACACAAUUCUGUUGCUUACAUCGAGUCUUUUUUCCUUCAGUUUAUAUGUACUUAAAAAGUACGUAGUGAAAAUGAAUUAUCGAAAAUUGUAUGAUUGUAACAUAUAUUGAUUUAGCAUCUAUCUAGGAUAUUCUAUCAACUUUCUAUGUUACAUGAGUUAAUAAAACAUAAUCUAGAGACUAUAGGUCUGUCCCACCACUGGCUGAUAGAGGAUCAGAUAGCUUAAAAAUGACGUCACUGUUAGAUAAUGGAACAAAAAGAGAUGUUUCCAGCAUUUAUCAGCCAAUUUACAAUUUGGUGAGACAGGCCCUUAGUAGUCAAAAGACCUUUGACGGGCACUGAAGCAGUGUCGGUAAAGAUGUCGUUAAAGCUAUCAUCAUAGAGGCACUACAGUUGCUUAAUCUGGGCCUGGUCCAGAAAAUUUCUCCAUAUCAGUCUAUUUUGGGAUUUUUCAGUGUUAAAGUUAUACAUCUCUGUAAUCGAAUGAAAAGAGACAAAUAAACAAACCUUUUAGGGGUUAUAUAUAUAUAUAAUAUGUGUAUACGUAGAUGUAGAAACAUUACUCGUGUAGAUUGGAUUUUAUUCUCAUAUUUAUAUUAUUCAAAAUAAUAUUCAUUAAUACAACAAUUUUACUUAAUUGAAAAUUAAGUGGUAUGUGU